Messenger RNA from Adineta ricciae, 1218 nucleotides. The record is from the annotation of a GenBank genome assembly. Lineage: Eukaryota; Metazoa; Rotifera; Eurotatoria; Adinetida; Adinetidae.
AUGAGUUCUUCAACAGUGAGUCGAUAUCGAGAAUCAACAACGAUCACAACAUCUCCUCAGACAUACGACCGAGUUGACACAUCAUUUGCCGAAGAAGAUGCUCUCGAUGCCAUUGCGAAAGAAGCGGAGCUUCGUCUUCACAAUCAACGCGAACAAAAUCGCGUCGCCCGUCAACUUCGUCACAAAGAAUUAGAACGGAAUGCACCCGACGAUAACGAAGAAGAAUCGCCUACAACAUCUCACACGCCAUCAACACCUUUGGGUUCAUCGAAAUCAGGUGUGGUGGGUACCAAUGCGAAUUCACUAUUACUUCAGAAAUUUCUCAAUGGAGAUGUGGAUCUUCGUACAAUCGAACAACGCGACUUACGACGACUAUUAAGUGAGCUGGAAUCGAGAUACAAGUCACUAAUGAUUAGUAAUUCCGGCAUGUAUAACGAAAAACAAGCAUUAUAUUACCAAGUGGAUUUGCACAAAGAUCAAUUAGAAGAGUUAUAUGAAACAACGAAUCAACUGAAACGACAAUACAAAGAAAAAUGUCGUGAAUUCGAUUGGCAAAAACGGAGUCUGUCCGAUCUUCAACAUGAGUCGAAUCAAAUCAAAGAGGUCUUGAUGAAAUGCGAAAGAUUAAUCGAAGAAUGUGAAGAACAAAGAUUCUCCUCGGUGUUACCAACCGAGAUCAAAUCUCGCAAAACUUUAUUAUUAUUAAAUUCAUUUGCUAAUGGAUCCAUCGAUCAAAAACUAGAACGAAUUUUACACGAAAAAUGUGAAGAAUACGAAGAAUUGAUGAAACUACGAUCAGAAUUAGACGAAGAAAAGACACGUUCGAAAAAAGUCAACGAAUUUCGAAUCAACCUCAACGAAUCCCCAAACGACACCUGCGAUUCAGAACAACAAAAACAACUAAUCAAAGAAAUCACUUCGUUAAAAAACCGAUUACAACGCUUAGACACUGACAAUGGUUCAUUACAACAAGAAAAUAAACGCUACGAAGCUCAACUCGCACGAUACAAACAGCAGCUAGACGAUGCUGAACGUGUUGAAGAUGAGCUAAAAUACGAACGGCGCGCUUUACAACGUGAGCUUCGCAUGGCACGUGAUGAAUUGGAACAAGAACGCACGCGAAGUGAUGUCUUACAGCAUGAUCCACUCGUUAGUUCACGCUCGCAUUCACCUUCAUUACCAACGAAUUCGAAUUCACCGAGAGAUGAAUGGAAUUGA